Messenger RNA from Styela clava, 3348 nucleotides. RefSeq lists its product as uncharacterized. Lineage: Eukaryota; Metazoa; Chordata; Ascidiacea; Stolidobranchia; Styelidae. The record is from RefSeq and is a predicted model, not a curated record.
UGUUAGUGUUAGGUUUGCCAUUACUUAGUCACUACAUAUCUGAUUUAAAAUGAAGAUUGUACUAGUGAUAUUAUGCAUCACACUGCUGAAGAAUGCAGCAUCUCAAAGGAAGGACAUAGAAGAUGACAUGAAAGAUGAGAAGUACACUGCUUACGAGGAUUGGUCUGAAUGUACAGCAUCGUGUGGGGGUGGAAUCAGUUUCAGAGUAAAAGAAUGCGUUGGGUUGACUGGGGAGAAGGAUUGUGAGAAAUCCGAAAGCAAAGCAUGCAAUACGCAUUCCUGCGACGAUGACAAUACCGCAGGAACGUACUCAGAAUGGUCGGAAUGUACUGCUUCAUGUGGCGGAGGCAUCAAAUUCAGAACAAGAAAUUGUAGGCAACAAACAAAAAAAUCGACAUGCGAGGAAAGUGAGAGCGUGUCUUGCAACGAGGAAAAAUGUCCGGAAUUGACCAAAAAGAAAAUGAAAGAAUAUGUCGACUAUUCGGAAUGGUCAGAAUGUACAGUCACCUGUGGUGGAGGAUUCAGUUUUCGAGUUCGUGAAUGCACAGAGCUGAAUGGGGAUCCAGGCUGCGAAAAGUCAGAGAGAAAACCUUGUAAUGAAAUUCCAUGUGAUGGAGUUGUAGCUGAAGAACUAAACUUAGGAGGUGAAAUGGAAGAUCGCAAAGAGUCAUUGAAAGAUGUCAAAAAAAUUAACCAAGCAGGCAAAAUGAAAGAAUACGUGAAUUAUUCAGAAUGGUCAGAAUGUACUGUUAGCUGCGGAGGAGGGUUCAGUUUCAGAGUUCUUGAAUGUAUAGGGUUGACUGGUGACGUUGAUUGCGAAAAGUCAGAAAGAAAACCUUGUAAUGAACAACUUUGCCCCGAAGAAACGAAUGUCGAAAAUGAAGACGUGAUCAACACAAUUGCAAAAGAAAAUACCAAACCUGGAAAGAAGUCGUCAGGCCAUGCACGAAGUUUAAGUAUUGAUACAUUGCACGUUCCUGAAGAAGUAAUCUCGAAAGAAUUAACUAUUCCUAAGGAAGAAAACGAAAAGAAAUACGUUGACUAUUCCGAGUGGUCAGAAUGCACGGUUACUUGCGGAGGAGGUUUAAGUUUCAGAACUCGAGAAUGUAGCGAUUUAUCGGGAGAUGAAGAUUGUGAAAAGUCAGAAAGUAAACCAUGCAACGAAGAGCUAUGCGAAACUCAUAUUGGUCCAAAAUUUCUUAUAUUCACCACUAUGCCUCCAACCUCCAAUAACAACACUGACUCAGUCAAAGAGCUCGGCGCACCGGAACAAAUUCAACUACUUGACAUCGUUGAAGGAGAAGUAGGAGGACGUGAAAUACCAAUUUUAACAAGACCUUCUACAAGCACUUCAACACUGAGAUUAACAACGAAAUCGACUACUGCAAGAACAAUACCAAUUAGUGAACCAGCACAGACAACUGAAACCACUAAAGCAAUGGUGACGACACGCAGGCCAAAAGUUACGACUGGGUGCAGAGAAGUUAUACAAGCUGGAAAGAGAGCAAUGCAGUUUGUUCCACAAAAUCUUCGAAGAAAAAACAAAUUUAAUUGUGAAUGGAUAUUCAAGGCUCCUCGGGGUAAACAAGUGAUGGCUGAAAUACGUUAUUCAAACAUUGAAAAUUGCUGCGAUGAAUUUAAGGUAUACGACGGAGCAAAAAAUUUGAAAAUGGUAACGGGAAAGAGUUCGUUCAACAAUAGAUAUCGAACGAAAUCUGGUCGAUUACGACUGACCUUUAAAACACCGGGGGCGACUGGAUUCCGUAACUUUAGAGUUUUCUACGUUCAAUACCCAGUUUCCGAUAGUCCUAACCCAACACCACGGCCUACGACAACACAACUUUCUACAACGACGUCAGAAAUUACUACUAGGGCAGUAACAGCUAACUUAUGUCAUUCAACCGUCUUUGGUGGAGAGGAAAUCAAAACUAUCGAUAGCAAUGACCUGGACAGGUACAACGAUCAAGAAUGCGUAUGGAAAAUAAAAUCGGGGAAUGGCGGGAGAGUGAAAAGUCGAAUUAUCUAUUAUAGUACAUCACCUUGCUGCUCAUUUAUGGAGGUUUACGACGGAGAAAAGUUGUUAAAACGAUACAGUGGUAACAUGUACAAUCGUGGUGAAGAUUUUGAGUCAAGUACCGGCACUUUAAGCAUUAUCUACAAACAUGCUCCCAACGAGGGGAAAUCUAGAGUGAGGGUCUUCUAUCGUACGUUUGCAGGAAACGUGAUGAGUUCAUCUUCUGGGGAAAAUCAGGGACGCCAAACUUCAGAUCAUACAGAACAAGCAAGCAAACAUACUUCACCGACAUCAAGGCCAGAGAAAGCAGGUUCUAUUGAAUGUGGUGGUUUAUAUCGCGCAAAGAAAGAAGUGAAAAUGAUAGUUGGACCACAUUUUCAAGAAGGGAAAGCCUACGAUUGUGAAUGGAAAAUUCGUGCACCACAAGGAAGCACCAUAAAAACCAUGAUUUAUUUUUAUAACACCGUUGAUAAUGGAGACUCUCUACAAGUACUUGAUAAUAGAAGGAUGCUUGCAAAAAUCAGUGGUAAAAUAUACCGAGAAAACGAAUAUGUAACAGCUACAAAUAUUCUGAAACUAAGAUACGUAAGUCAAGGAGGAAAUGGUGCCAGGAGAUUUAGAGCUGUGUUUAAGCUGAAUGAAGAGCGAAAUAUUCCUGUAGUAACAACACGGCCAUCUAUCCACCAGAGGAGAAUAAAAUCACCCGAAUGCGGAAAUGUUUUGGUUGCAACCAACUACGUUAGACAAAUGAAGUCUCCUCAUUUUAUGGCUGGACAAUCGUAUGAUUGUGAGUGGAAAAUAGUGGCGCCAGUCGGUCGUCGUCUCCAAGUUCAGUUAGAAUAUUGUAAUGACGUCCAAUGCUGUGAUACAAUGAAGGUGAAAGAAGGAAAUGUAUUAAUUGAUGAAAUAACGAAGGAUACAUUUUCGCACACAAAAUACUUUACAAAAUCAGAUAGUUUGACUUUGCAUUUUACAAGUGAAGGGGGUGAUGGAUUGAGACAUUUCACAAUAUUUUACAAAGUUGAACCAGAAGAAAUGAAAUUAUCUUUUCCAUCGAGGGAACAUCAGAUCAAUCGAAUUCAAAACCGUCGCCAACGUCGUCAACGACAACCUCAUAUCCAUAGACAUAAUGGUUGGUGAUAAGCAAACAUGAGGAAAAUUUUUGCAGGAUUUUUUCCAUGAUGGUUAUUUUUUUAAAUUUUUAAUAAACAUUUGGGAUUAGAAAUUGAUGUAUUACUAAUUCACUACGAACUACUAUUUUUUAUUAUACCUCCGAAUAACCUCGUUUCGUUUAAAAUAGUUUACCAAAUGGAAAUAAAAAUGCGUGGAAUUUA